Messenger RNA from Triticum turgidum subsp. durum (durum wheat), 453 nucleotides. NCBI's taxonomy places the organism in Eukaryota, Viridiplantae, Streptophyta, Magnoliopsida, Poales, Poaceae. The record is from the annotation of a GenBank genome assembly.
AUGGGAUACUGGUUCUUCGGCGGCCACGGCGGCUUCUAUAUACCCUCCUAUGACGGGAGCCAGCCUCGACCCGCUGGCCCUCACCGGCCGUUGCUGUACGAUGAGCAGAUCCGCCGGAUGGAAGAAGGCGUACGGCCACCGGCCAACCCCACAGCCUGGAAAUACUUCAAGAUCUUCACUAGGUGUUUCAUGGCCGCGAUGAGCAUCGCGAUGAUGGCCUCGAUAUUCGUGGCGCGAUAUUUCGGUUCGGAACCUCAGGUGCAGGAUCCCUAUAUUAUGAUGGGACUUAUCGUCUUUGCUCUCAUACCAGUGGGAUUCGGCUUCAUAAUAACAGGAGAUAUAGAGACCCAGGACACGCGUGCUCAAGGGGAGGCACUGUCAAGCCGGAGCCAUGGAUUUGAGGAUCUUCGUGCCGAUAUGGCUAGGAUUUGUGCAUUUCUCGAGAUACGCUAA